Paramecium octaurelia is the source of this 1839-nucleotide messenger RNA. NCBI's taxonomy places the organism in Eukaryota, Ciliophora, Oligohymenophorea, Peniculida, Parameciidae. The record is from the annotation of a GenBank genome assembly.
UAAAAAUGAAAACAAAGUUUUGGAAUGCUUAUAAAGAAGAUGUUAAGAUCGGAGAGCUUUUGAUUAAGUCGGAAUUUUAGAGAAAGGGGAAGCUUCGUUAUUUAGGGGGGAGUGAGACAAUGCUGAUGAUAUACAAGGUUUCAAUUAGAGUUUAAACUUAAGGACCCCCAAUUCAAAAAGCCUAAAAAGUACACUAUGAUUGACUUUGAUCUGAAAUUUGAGAUGGUGCGAACAGCUCCAAAGAUGAAACCAGGGUGUCAAGUAAUAAAGCUCUCCGGAAGUGCAAGAGCUGAUUAAGUGAAGAGCGAAAAUAUUGAGAAACUUGGAGAGCCGACUGGGUUAUGGAUAUUUCGAGAUGAAGACCACAGAUAUGAGUUGGUUGCUCAUUCCUUGAUCUUAACAUAAUGGAGGUGGUUCUUGGGGAAACGAAUCAAUUAGUAUGGAUUUCAUCACUUGUUCAAAGUUUUUAAGAGGAUUGGAAAGGGAAACUUUGCUUCCGUCUAUUUGGCUGAGAGAGUAGAGGAUGGCCAAUAGAUGGCUAUUAAGGCAUUUUCUAAAAGUGUGGCAUAUGCAGAAGAGAAUGGAAAAGAAGGAUUAAUGAAUGAAAUUAAGUUAAUGCGUCAAUUGGAUCAUCCAAAUAUCAUCAAAUUGCAUGAAGUUCAUGAGACAAGCAAUUCAUUGUAUGUCUGUUUGGAAUUAUUGGAAGGUGGUCAAUUAUACGAAUAAUUGAAAAAGAAAGUCAUAUUCUCAAAUAAAGAGAUCUUAACUAUAAUUAAGGGAUUACUAGAAGGUACUUCAUAAUAUCGAUAUAAAAUAGGUCUCAAACACAUUCACUCAAAGGAUAUCAUGCAUAGAGAUAUCAAACUAGAAAAUAUCUUAUUCAAAAAGCCUAAUCAAAUAGAGUCUGUAUGUCUGGCAGAUUUUGGAUUGGCUACCUAUGUUCAUGAAGAAGUGUAUUUGUAUUGUAGAUGUGGCACUCCAGGGUAUAUAGUGAACCAUAUAUAUAUAUUAGAUUUGUGGCACCUGAGGUUAUCAAUAUCAAAGAUCUCACAACUAAAUAUGAUAAGGUUUGUGACAUUUAUUCUUUGGGGUUAGUAUUCCAUUUACUACUCACUGGAAAGCCAGCCUUCACUGGUCGUAGUUAUACUACAAUAGUUAAUCAGAACAAGGAGGCUAAGAUACAAUGGAAAUCAUCAGCAUUUGACAUAAUUCCAAAGGCAGCUUUGAAUCUUUUAAAAAGAAUGCUGGAGGCUGAUCCCAAGCUAAGGAUCACAGCCGAAGAGGCAUUGCAACACAAUUAUUUCAACCCUUAUCAUAUACCUAACAUUGCUUAAUUUGAAGAUGACAAUAUUGACAUAGAUGAUAGUUGUUAAUUGGAUUAGAGACUACAAAAGAUUAAUGAUCUUAAUAACAAGUUUGAUAUGAUGCGUAUAAAUCAGCUCACCAACUCUCCAAUUAGAUCUCCAAACAUUAAAGCCACACAAACUCAGGCGAUGAAGGAGCAAAUGAAGGAAAGUGUCUAAUUGCAAGAACAGAUGAUUAUGCACACUCCAGUUAUUACUGGAAGAGUAGAAAGCAUCGAUGGUAUUAUGUUAUUAUUGACUUAUAUAUAGAUUCCCCUGGGGAAGGGACCAAACAAUAAUAAAAAAUCAAAGAAGGCUUGUCUAAACACAAGAGACAAGAAUCUUUAAAUUUCCUCUAAAAAUACAAAUAACAAUAAUAAUAGUAACUAGUUAAUGAAGAAGAUUCAUUGCAUCAAUAAGAUGAUUGUAGAGAACCUGCGAUUUAAUAAGUCAAAUAGAGUUUAAGCAAAAAUUUGUGAUCUACGUUUAAAGCAGC